ACAAUUGCGAAAGAAACGACGGAAAAUCAUGUAAAUUGCGCAUUUAUUGUUGGAAAAAACGACAAAUAAAUUUCGAGGCUAUUUGCAUUUAAUUGUGCUGCUGUAAAAGUUUACCUUUUUGGGCACUGAAAUUCGAUAUUGGUAAGUCCUAGAACUGUAAACUGGAGGGCGCUAAGAAGAUAUUCAACGAACAAUAUGCUGUUUGCCUGCAAAAUGUAAUCUUCGCCUGAUGAUGCAACUGGCCACCGUUUAGAGUGUGCGGCGUUGUGGCUGCGAAUGUGCGAGACACAGUGAAAGAAGAAUAAAAAAAUACCGUGUGCUUUGACGAGGUUAGGGUCUUAGAAGGUAUUUGCGUGUGUUUGUGCUUGAAAAUCAUUUCCUAUUCAAAUGUCGGAGGGGAAAUUUAGUGAAUCAAUGGAAGUUGCAGCAAGUCAAUGUGAAAGAAAUGCGAUGUUAAUGGAAGAAAAUUACUUGUCUACGUCGAGCGCAAGCUCAGAUGAUUCAAGCAUAACGUCGUCAUCUUCUGACUCCGAAGAUGAAGACAACUCGGCUGAGGAAGAUUCAUUAGAAUUGGCUAAAAUCACUAAAGAGAUUUUGAGUCUACCUAGAGGUCUCUGUGAGAAUCAGAAUAUAUUUUAUGAAUUCUUUUCCUUGGAUACGUGGCGCGAGUUGCCUGUACAGGUGCAAAACCAUUUACAACAAUUUUUACCCCGAUUUACGCACUUAUUGCCGCAACAGUUAGCCGCUGUAGAACAAACACGGACUAUCUCUAUGCUCUUUAGCGAUGAAUUAAAACGAUUCGGACAAUCCCCGUUAGCCACUUUGCAACGGCAUUUAGAGGAGGGGAAUUGCCGACCGGACAUAUUAAAACUCAGACAAAGCAUAGCGAAAUCGAAGCGACGGGAACAACGUUUUCGGCAAUGUGAACAUCUCUCACAAUUGGCAAAGCAGUUGUUUCUAUCACGUCAGCGUUUGAUGCAGUCAGCUUAUCAAUCUGCUCCAGAUGCGGUGCUAAAAGUCGCGCAAAAUUCAGUCCUGCGACCUAAACCUGCCCAACUAUACGCUGAUAACAAACUGUCGGCAAUUAGGGCUCGCAAACGUUUUUAUUUCGAAAUUUCGCAAAUGAACCAACAGCUUGGGUUCAGAGAUGAAGAUCUAAGUGCUAAUGAGGGCGAAGAAGAUAAUCUCACUGCUGAAGAAUUAAAGCUUGAGCUCUCUACAAGUCGAACUUCUGAAGAAUCUGGCGACCAUCUAAAGCCAACCAACAGCAUUGCAGACCGUUGCAUUUACAGCACUCUUUUUAAACGACAAGAAAAUCUUGACGAUGAAGACGCUUGCCGUGCACAACUAAAAUCCAAGGUAGUGCGUUUGUGCAAUAGGAAUUUCCGAGAAUGUUUAAGGGAACAUAAACGAAGAAAAUUAACAGAACCGACUUUGCCAGAGUUCGAAACGUCGGAUAUACGGUUACGUGAUGUUUGUGCACGAGCCCAAGUGGGUGGCAAUUUCAAACGCGUGCUUUCCUUGGGGAAAACGCCAGGGCGUAAACCGAAACAUGGUACUGUUCUAUCUACCAAUAAAGAUUCUGUGGUAUGCACUGGUGCCAAAGCAGACAUUUCAGCAGAAAGCAAUGUAAAAUUAAGUGAACCUCCUGCUCUGGUACCCAUACAGCCUUUGAAGAAAGCUGAAACAUAUCAAAACGCCACGAGUCGAAGGGACUCACUAUCAACGGAUGCCAAUUUGAGUUUGCCUUUAAUGUCGAAUUCCGGUCAUGUGGAUAACAUAGAAUUGUGUAUGGGCGAUUCGUCUUUGUUAACAGCAGACAAUGAAGAUUUCAGCGUACUGGACGGAGAAGUGGAAUUACAACAAGAAGAGGUUGAGACUUUUUCGAGUACAUGUGAAGAAACUCUACCUGCCUUCGUGAUAUCCAACGAAGUACUACCAAAUGCCCAGGAAGUGCAGCAACAGCCAUCUAGUGACGCGAUAUCACCAGGCGUAACUACAAGUCACCCUCUUCCCAAACUAGAACCUAUUUCUAAAUCCAGUCCCUUAACGGAAGCCAAUCACACAAAGCAGAUGAAAACUUGUAACCAAAAAAUUUUUGCGUCUCCAACAAGAUGCGCAAAUGAACUUAUACAAGAAACCCAUGCUUCCUAUUUUUCCUUAAUUCGGGACUUUUUUUGUGCUACGCCAAAUCAUCGGAUGCGUUAUGAUGAAUUAAAAGGAAAAAUUGAAGUCUGGCUACGAAAUCCAAUCACAGCCCUGAACGAAUGGUACUCUCUGACCGAUAACUGGUCCACUUUAUUGCGAUCGGCCAUUAAUUUUUUGGUGGGCGAUUUUAUCGGCUUACCUGAAGAGUAUGUCCCAUAUAUAGAGUUCAAAGCGCAAAUAAACAUUUAUCAAUGGAUAGGUGCAGGCCGGGAUUCCGACAAUCGUUUAUCCAGCUUGUGUAAGACCUGGAUGGAAAAGCGGCGGCAACAAAGCGAAAGGGCUUUACCGUUCAUACAAAGUAGUGAAAUGAAAAUGGAUAUUACAUCGCACAAGAGCCCAGUAGAAAAUGAAGACUCUAGCGGAGGUUAUGAUAGCAAUGGUGGAAUUACUCCCCCGCCACCUCCCCCUCGAUGCCCAACGUCUUGGACCGUUAGGCCAGCCACGUUAGCAGAAAUUGCUGAAUUUCAACGACAAGAACGGGCACGUUUUGAACAGCCUCAUAAGGCAUACACAUACCGUAUGCAUGGAUACGAAAGCGUAGUAGGACCUGUGAAAGGCAUCUAUACACCAAUGUUGGCCUUGACUAAAGCGCGAGGUCAUAGUAUGAUGGUAGGGGAUCGCCCAAAUUUCGUUACGAUACUUACGCUAGUAAGGGAUGCUACAGCCAGACUACCAAAUGGUGAAGGCACUCGAGCCGAUAUUUCCGAAUUGCUUAAAUGCUCCCAAUAUAUUAACCGCGAUGCUGCCGAAAACGUUUUACAAACCAUUGUAAGUGGCGCCCUAGAUCGUAUGCAUACUGAGCAUGAUCCAUGUGUUCGUUACGAUCCCAAACGUAAAAUCUGGAUAUACUUGCAUCGCAAUCGUUCCGAAAAUGAAUUUGAACGCUUACAUCAGCAGAAUCAAGGAUUAGGAAAACCCAAAAAGCUGCCAUCGCGUAAAACCAGGACAACUCCAUUAAAAACAGAAGAUUCCCUUUCUGAGCAUAAAAUGCCAACAUCUAAUUUCAGAGAUAGCAACAACGGUUCUUUAAUAUCGUUGCCUGCUUUAGUACCUUCUAAUCCAAUAGUGAUAAACAGUGCCAAUUCUCGGCAGUUGCAAAAACAAAUAUCUCCUCAGCAACAAAAUGUAGUUCUAACCAAUAAGUGUCCACCGGUGCCGCCUUUGAAAUACAACAUUCCGCAUCACUCCAUAUCCCCCAGCGGUCAACAGCAACAAAAGUCUUUAUUAAAAAUUACAAGAAGCUCGAAUUUGCCGUUGACUGCAGCAAAUACUGCGACGAAGCAGUACAGUUUUCAAAUGCCUCAAUCUAAAGGAUCGGCCAUUAGUAACGAGGGGAAAAACAACUCUAUUAUUUUAGCAACACCUCAAGGCUUGCAAACAGUACAAGUAGCAACCAGUGCCAACAAUUCCGUUGUGCCAGCCGAAGCGAACAUAACAAACAUAACAAACUCAUCACACCAAUCAGUAGCACCGGUUACUGCAACUGCAACCCUAGGCGGCAAACGUGUUGCUCUCAAUAAGCCCAUUAUUAUUAAUCAAGUGAAUCAACAAUCUUCAUCUGGGAACCAUAGUAAACAUGCUGGAAAAUCCCCACAACAAGCUGUAAAACAAACGCAAUCCAUACAAAACCGUACAAAUUCACAGCAACACGGCCUUAUAAUGCCCAUAAGCUUGGCAAAUACAAUGGGUGUUGGCCUUUCUCAACAGACAAGCACUACAUUAAACAUUCAGGCACCCACUUCUACUGCAUCAGCAUCGAAUAAGAACUUCAUACGCUUGGUUCCUGCUUCGGGUGUAAAAUCUCUUCUUAGCACACCAACGGGACAUAUUAUAAGCAGACAACGCAUUUUAACAACCCCUAAUAAUACAGUUGUUUCCUCGGUAAAUAAUAUAAAUCGAAUUCAGCAUCCGCAGCAGCAAAAAACGCCGCCAGAAUUUCAGAUCGUUAACAACAAGACCAAUUCAAAUAAUAUCGUGACGAUAAAUAGCAGCGGUGUUGGGAGUGUUUCGGGUGUUGCGAGCGUUGCGAACAGUCCGAAUACGUCGGCUUCAAUUGUCAAGAUUCCCGGUCAAGCUUUUGCCAGCCUACAAUCUAAGAACAUUAUUGGACAACAACAUGUUAUGAUAAAAGGAACUAACACACAAACGUCAGUAAGCGGUCCAAAACCGCAACGACUGAUCUUGGGUAAUACCGGCACAAUUUUGUCAGCAACAGGAUCUCAGAAAAAUAUUGUAUUGCAGCAAGUGCCAAUUGUCUCAACUAGUGGUGCGACUGCAAACAUAUCGACAGCGCCAGCGCCAACCACAACAACAGCGCUGAACAAAAUACAGACAAUUAACGCCGCUAAUUUAACGCCUCAACAGCAGAGAGUGUUGAUACAAAAUCUCAAACAACAACAGCAAUCGAGUAACACUCAGCCGCAAAUACAAAUUAAAACUGUGCAAAUAGUGGGCGGGAAGAAUCCACAGCAACCUCAGCAUCAACAGCAAUCAACAAUUUCAGCAAUAUGCAACCAGAAUUUCACUAUUGGAACAGCACAGCAACAGCAAAUAGGAAUAGCAAAGACACUAGCUGCAGUGAUAACGAAAGACAACGGUGCACAACAACAGCAGCAACAACGAUUACCAAACCAACCGGCAAUUACACGGAUUAUCAAAACGGGUCCUCAAUUGAAAAAUGAAUCAAGUGCAAACAAUGUACGUGUUGUAACUAACACGCCAACUAAGCAAAUUAUAUCAUUGGAGAAUUUAAUGCAGAAGCAAAGCGGGGCGUUACGUAUUGGAGCAGGUGUAAAUCCUAUAAAAGUGAACGCUAAUGUGCAAGCCAGAGCUCAAACUCAUCUUUACCAACAACAACGGCAACCACAAUUUACUAUUGUUUCUGUGCCGCAAAGUGUCAACAAUAACAUAAUAACGUUAAGUGGCAGUAAUAUGACAAUGGGUCAACGCGUUAUUACCACCCAAGCAGGCCAGGGUCACGUAGGAAGCUCCGGCGCAGUUAGAGCGACGCAAACUAUUACUUCGCCUGUAGGACGUGUGCUUACACCCGGCACAAAAGUUCUAACAACAAAAACUAUGGCAGCCCACUCUUCUUCUUCUCCUUCGCCCAUACGUAUAAUAAAUGCCGCGGGACAAACUAGUAACUUCAGUUUGGCAAAUCUGCAAGGCAAGCAAGUAAUUUUGGCUACAACUAACAAACCUUUAAUGACAGCAGUAAAAACUCAAUUGCCAUUAAGCACACAAGAAGAGAGUACAAAUUCAAUAGUCGACAGCCAUACCGUCAAAUUGCAGCACACAAACAAUAAUGUAGCCCAAGCCAUUAGUAAAACUGGGCAAGUCAUUAAAGCUUCGCCAUCAAUAACGUCUCCGUCAACGGGGGGUACUACUGCACCGCUACAAACCGUUAUUAUGGGGAAUCAAGUGCUACGUGUACAGCAAAUGCCUCAAAUAAUAACAAAUCGUUUAGCAACAAUUAGUAAUAAUAAAGCGGCGGAAAUUUCCGGCAAACAAAAUAACACUAACACUAACGCGGCAGCCCAAAAAACCAUAUUAGUCAGCUCUGCUGGUCAAACGCUACGUCUGCAGACGUCGACAACUGCAGCAGCAACAGCAACAACAAACAAAAACAUUGUUAUACAAAAUAGCAAUACUCAACAAAUCAACAACAAUACAUCAAGCAGCUCAAAAGGUUUUUCUUCGCAAGCGCCGAAUCGCGUUGUCUUAGCCGUACAAGGCGGUGGUCAAAUAUUUCUCUCACCUACAUUUCAAAAUAGCAAUUUAAACUUGAAAGCUUUGCAAAACAUGAAAUUCGUUUCGGUUACUAAUUCAAACAACAGCAAUACAAAAGUAAACAGCAUAACAUCCGCGACGAUUACGAGCGCAUCAACAACGGCAACAACAAAUGAACAAAACUAUCUAAUGGGAAAGGAAAAGACGGCAACUGUAGCAACAGCGACUGAACUUCAGAAUUCAGAAAAUGUUGAAUGUAACACAGAUAACAAAGAAAAUUCCAUAAAAACACAGUUGAAUUGUAAGGAUUUUGAAGAAACUUCAAUCGAAUUGAAACUAAAUAAAGCGAAACCUGUAGCGAAGGAUCCCGAGGUAUUGGAGGUAUUGGAGGAUGAUAGUUGUAACAAUAGCAACAGUACAAAAUACAGUGACGACACUUUACAUUCAGCAACAAAGUCUUCGACUUCCUUGUCGCUCUCCUCCAGUACCUCGAAUUUAACACCAAGCAAUAAUAAUAAAAAAAUCAGAAAACGACAUCAGAAAAUCGAAGAAGGAGGGGAAAAAGACGAUACACAUCAAGAAGGAGAAGAAGAGACCGAUCCUGCCAAGGAAGGAAGGAAGGAAGCAGAAGAGCCAAAAUUCUGUGUAGCGUCAAAUAAUACUACGAAUUUUAAAUUACGUAUUGUACCUUUGGAAAAAUUACUCGAAAAACCUCUACCACAACAACAGCCUGAGGAAGAAGAAGCCUCAUUACUGCGCUCUUCUGAAAACAAGGAAUCUAAAUCUGAAAACAUUAAAAGUAAGCGUUUGCCGCGUCGCUCUACCUGUAAGCCAGUAGCAGUUUUCGAUUCCACCGAGAGUGAAGAAGACGUCGAGGUAAUAUCUUCGAGCGAAAGUGAAAAAGGGAAGCAUACAAGAAAAAGCAAUUUAAGGGAUAAACAACACAUUAAAAAACCAUUAGGACCGCCCUCGCCAUCUACGGUUAGACGUUGCUUGGUGAAAUUGAAACGCUUCACAUUACCUUUAAACGUAAAACAGAACAUCACGAACAAAAGCAAGGGUCGUAAAGGGGGAAAUUCGCCUACGAUGUAUGGUAACAAAGAAAUCAUGUUUGAAAAACCAUCCACUUCAUCUGGUAGACGUAAAGAGAAAACUUCGGAUGAAGAAGAUUCUGAUUUUGCAUUCGAACUAAAAAUAUCUGAAUCAAAUCAUUCUGGGGAUGACAAUGAGGAUUCCGAUGGUGUCGCGAAAAGUAGUAGUGAUAGUGAGAUUAUGCCAACGAGAAAACGUAGAGUUUUCCGCAAAGAUUCAAAUGCCUCAGAUUCGGAUUUCCAACCAGAACCUAAAGAGAAAAAGAAGCGACGGCGCGUUAAACGAGAAUCUAGUGAUGAUAGCGAUGAAGACGAGAAAAAGGGGGGAAAUAAACGCAAACAUAUACGUAAAAUCAUGCGAACUGAAGAUCUUGAUGUGAGCACAAAAACCGCUACUAAGGAGGAAGAAGAAAGAAGAAGGCGUAUAGAAGAACGUCAAAAACUUUAUAACAAAAUUUAUGAAAAACAAGAUAGUGUGGAGGUGACAGAGUUAGUGUUGGAUUUUGAUCCAGAAACGAAAGAAACGCUACUGGAAGUGGACAGAGGGUUGCUUAAAAAAUUGAAACCUCACCAGGUUACGGGAGUCAAAUUUAUGUGGGAUGCAUGUUUUGAAACCAUUAAAGAUGCUCAAGAAAAGCCUGGGUCGGGUUGUAUAUUGGCUCACUGCAUGGGAUUGGGUAAAACUAUGCAAAUAGUGACUCUUAGCCACACAUUAUUAACUAAUUCACGUAAAAGUAAUGUAGAACGUGUGCUUGUAAUUACUCCCUUGAGUACGUUAAAUAACUGGGCGCGUGAAUUCAAGCACUGGAUGAGCUUUGCUCGUAAACGCAACAUUGAAAUCUAUGAUAUGUCCAAAUAUAAGGAUAAGCAAACAAGAAUUUUUAAAUUGAAUGAAUGGUUUGAAGAAGGCGGCGUUUGCAUAUUGGGCUAUGAUAUGUACCGCAUCUUGGCUAAUGAGAAAGCAAAAGGUUUACGUAAAAAGCAACGGGAACAAUUGCAAAACUCACUUGUAAAUCCUGGGGCCGAUUUGGUUAUAUGCGAUGAAGGACAUUUGCUUAAGAACGAGAAAACUUCAAUUAGUAAAGCGGUAACACGCAUGCGCACCAAAAGGCGAAUUGUGUUGACUGGCACUCCAUUGCAAAAUAAUCUUAAAGAAUAUUACUGCAUGAUCCAGUUUAUUAAACCUAAUUUAUUGGGUACUUAUAAAGAGUAUCUAAAUAGAUUCGUCAAUCCCAUUUCAAAUGGCCAAUAUACAGAUUCCACUGAAAGAGAUAUACGUUUAAUGAAACAUCGCUCUCAUAUAUUGCACAAAUUAUUAGAAGGUUGCAUUCAAAGGCGAGACUACUCGGUAUUGGCGCCAUACUUGCCGCCUAAACAUGAGUACGUUGUGUACACUACUUUAUCCGAAUUACAACAACAAUUGUAUGAACACUAUAUGGUGCAUCAGCGUGAUAUAACUAGCUCAGACUUGAGCGGCAAGGGAGCUCGUCUGUUUCAGGACUUUCAAGAAUUGCGACGAAUUUGGACGCAUCCCAUGAACAUGCGCAUCAAUAGUGAUUCGGUGAUACGUAAGAAAGUCUUGAAUAAUGAAAAUGAUUCCAUGGAUGAUUUUAUAUGUGACAAUGAUGACGAAGAAGAGGAUAUAGGGUCAACUUCAGAGUCCUCAGUAUGCUCGUCUAAAUCAUUUGGCAGUGCAGGUGGUGCGGGCGAUACGAAACGUAAAGUUGUGAAGACUCGUAAUUAUCGCAAGAAUGCCCGCGAGCUCGGCGAAGUUAUUGAUGGCAGUGAUAGCGAAGAAGUUCAGCCACCACCUAAUGACGAUCCCUCGGAAUGGUGGAAGCGCUUUGUAGCGGAAAAGGAACUUAAUAAUAUCAAUCACUCGCCUAAAUUGGUCAUCUUAAUGAGGUUAUUGCAAGAGUGUGAAGCUAUUGGUGAUAAGGUUUUGGUAUUUUCUCAAUCGUUGCAAUCUUUGGAUACAAUUGAACAUUUUUUAGCGUUAAUUGAUAGCAAAACACGCGGUCACGAAUAUGAGGGUGAUGUGGGUGACUUUAAAGGAUUUUGGCGUGUGGGAACAGACUACUUUCGUUUAGAUGGUUCUUGUUCAGUAGAACAGCGUGAAACUAUGUGCAGAAAAUUUAAUGAUUCUUCAAAUUUACGUGCCCGUCUUUUCCUCAUUUCCACGAGAGCUGGCGGUUUGGGGAUCAACUUGGUUUCAGCAAACCGUGUAGUAAUUUUUGAUGUGUCAUGGAAUCCCUCACAUGAUACUCAGAGUAUAUUUCGUGUGUAUCGUUUUGGCCAAGACAAGCCCUGUUAUAUAUAUAGAUUAAUAGCCAUGGGAACUAUGGAACAAAAGCUAUAUGAACGCCAGGUAGCUAAACAAGCUACCGCUAAACGUGUUAUUGAUGAGCAACAAAUUUCACGUCACUAUAAUCAAUCUGAUCUAUUGGAAUUGUAUACUUAUGAAUUAAAACCUAGCAUGCCUCGUGAAAUACCCAUUUUACCUAAGGAUCGUCUCUUUGCAGAGUUAUUAUCGGAACAUGAGCACUUACUUUUUAAGUACCAUGAACACGAUUCGUUGCUGGAAAAUGAAGAAAGUGAAAAUCUUAGUGAGGCUGAACGUAAAGCAGCAUGGUCUGAAUAUGAAGCGGAAAAAACGCGCACAGUGCAGACGGCGCAAUAUAUGGCCUACGAUCGCAACGCGUAUGGUGGCCAAUAUGGAAACGCUUCGGGCAGUGUCACAUCCAAUAAAAUAUUCGGUUUUCGCACCGACGUUUUAUUGCAACUAUUAAACAUGAAGGUAGCCAAAGAUAAUCCCGAAUUGACUCAGACAGGUAUACUACAGUUGGUGCCCACAUAUUUGCAGCAGUUGUACACAGAAAUGAAUAGUGGUGACCCUUCUAUGUAUAAGGAAUUGUUAAACUUACAUGCGACCUUGGCUCACCCGAGCGGCAUGUAUAUGAACCCGUUAUUGUAUGUGAACCAAAAUCCAGCAGCAGCAGGCUAUUUCCAAGCAGGGCAGCAACCGGGAGGAAAUGGUUUAGUUAAUCCCAUGCAAGCCCCUAUAGCCAAUAUACCACCCCACACCGCUUCCGGCUUUGAUCCCAAUCAAGUUUACGAAAUUGAUUAGAAACCUAUGCGAAGACAUAUUCAAAUAUUUAGAUAAACAUCUAACCUCACUCAAGUGACUUUAAGAGUUUUCGUCUUUAGUUUUUUGUUUUUCUAUUUCGUACAAGAUCCUACACAUACAGCACAAAGCUAUUCUAACAUAGCACUGAUCUUUCAAUAAACUGAAUUGAUAUUUGUCCUCUCCACACUUGUUCUAAUUUACGAUUUAAUUUUUAUUUUCCACAUUGCUUUGAUGCGUUUUUCAUAAAGCUUUCAAUACAUUUAUAUCGUUUUGCAGUGCAUUCAAUUAUAAUUAGUACGUAAAUCCUUGACUAAUCAACAUAUUUUAAUAUUUAAUAAG
Messenger RNA from Glossina fuscipes, 10494 nucleotides. RefSeq lists its product as uncharacterized. The transcript has 9 exons. The record is from RefSeq and is a predicted model, not a curated record. Gene Ontology annotation, cellular component: nucleus. NCBI's taxonomy places the organism in Eukaryota, Metazoa, Arthropoda, Insecta, Diptera, Glossinidae. Gene Ontology annotation, molecular function: ATP-dependent chromatin remodeler activity; ATP hydrolysis activity; ATP binding. Bases 388 to 10155 code for a protein of 3255 amino acids.